ACCGAUGAGAUGGCUUCGCUGUCUUGUCCGGUCCGGUAAUGCUUACACCACUUGUCCCCCUCCAUGCAAUGCAAGCUUUUUAUCUUUCUAUAAUUAUAAUUUAUCUUCUUUUUUGCUUAAAAUAUACGCUCCAACUUGUCUGCUUUUAUUGCUUAACUAGAUCUACGCUCGCCGCCCACCACCCAAGACCACCGCCAUGGAUCCACCACCCUCCUCCGCCCCUAAGCUACGGCUAAUGUGUAGCUACGGCGGCCGUAUCAUCCCACGUCCACAAACCAAAUCGUUCUACUAUUCUGGCGGUGAAAACCGCUUGAUCACCAUCCCCACCACCGACAACACCCCCCUUACUCUUUCUUCCCUCGCCACCCACCUCUCCACCUUCCUCCGCCUCGCCACCCCAUUUGUUCUCAAAUACCAACUUCCAGAUCACGACCUUGACUCGCUCAUUUCCAUCUCAACCGAUGAUGAUCUCCAAAUCAUGUUGGAAGAGCACAAGAGACUCUCUUCUAGUUCUACUGCCUCACCUUCACGAAUCAGACUGUUCCUUUUUCCCGUUAGUAGUGGCGAUAAAGCUGAGUUGACUCAUCCGAAACGAGAGAGUUGGUUUGUUGAUGCUUUGAGGAGUGCAAGAGUGGGGUUUGGAGGUGAAAGUGGAGAACAAGCUGAGUCUAUUCUUUUGGAAACUUCUUCUUCCUUUGGUUCUACUUCUUCUUCGCUUUCUUUGUCGAGUUUGCCUCCAAUUAAACCCUCACCAGAUUCAAUACCAAGCGAUGAAUGUGUUGGGAGUGCCGUUUCUAAUGUGCAGUCUGGAACUUUUCAAGACCAAGUUGGCCCCAUUGCUGCAAUGGAGAAUAAGCUCUGUUCUAACCCUUUUGAAGCAGACAAGAAAAUGGCCGAUCCUUCCUCUGGGAUUGAGAUGCAUAAACCAAUCCAUGCAUCGGGGUUUCCGGUAAAUCUGAUGCAUUUACCUCCCCAGCAAACACAAGUAAUUCAUGAGGAUACCCGUUACGUGCAGCCGAACAUGCCUGGGAUGCAGCCCGUUACAUCGUAUUACCCAGUCUAUUAUCCGGUGCCACAGCAGCAGCAGCAGCAGCACCACCAUCUCCAUUAUCAGUCGAAUCAGCCUCGUCCAAUGUAUUAUUUCCCUGUCGCACCGGCUCAGCCCUACACUGUACCUGUGCAACAUAGUAUUGUUCAUGCAACGGGUAUUGGUGUUGGUCAGCCCCAAGCUCAUCCAAAUGCUUCAUUGGGUCCAACACAAAUGGUUUUCAAGGAGGUUGCAGCAGUACCUCAACCUGCAGCUGAGUUAACCUCACAACAAUGCCAAAAGAUUCCCGCAGGACACCAACUUAUUAAUGUACCGCAUACUGAAACCGAAACCAGGCAUGCAGGUGCUCAAGGUCAACACCAACCUCAAUCAUUUGGUGUUGCUGCUGGUGAAACUGCAAAUUACGCUAACAAACUUGAUGAUGACCCUGCUCGAGUCCAAAUAUACAAAUCUCAACCACCCCCACCCAUGUUGCCUUCACAGUAUCAAACCAUGACCAAAGCCACGACAUUGCUUUUGUCCGAAGCUCUGGCAAAGUUGCAUACAGACAACGCUGAACAACAGAUUACAACAUCAGAACCAUAAUGAUUUGAUUCUCCAUCUGGGGAAACAGUUUUGGUAGUGAAACUUUGCCUGCCAUAUAAGUAGAAAAAUUUGGUGGUCCCCUUAACUUAUUUCUUUUGUUCCACGUUUUGUUCAUUUGUUUGUUUAAUUUGUUUUCUUUGAUGUUGUUGAAAUUAUAGUGUUUCCAAACAAAGUGUUAUAUGGUUGAAUUGUCUCUGCUGAUCUUCUUGUUAAAAGUAUAACAUUUGUUUAUGUAAUCUUACUAAUGGAAUGGAGAUUUUGUUAUAAAUGUUCAA
Molecule: messenger RNA, 1908 nt
Organism: Gossypium raimondii (Peruvian cotton)
Lineage: Eukaryota; Viridiplantae; Streptophyta; Magnoliopsida; Malvales; Malvaceae
Exons: 2
Coding region: 197-1633 (478 amino acids)
Molecular function (GO): protein binding
Source: RefSeq, a predicted model, not a curated record